GAAUCCUAACUCCUAACGCUGCAGCUGCUCACACCAAACUCUCCACCAUCCAUGCAGGGCUUCACGCCGAUCUGCCAAACCGCCAUGCAUCAUGCCAGUUUCCAGAUGCCAGCAGGUCCCGGCUCACAGCAAUCGCCAUCCCAGGAACACACCAUUGCCGUGCAUCGCCGCCGCUCCAAUGCUAUAAACCCGCCGCAACCAACCACGAAACACCUCCUCAAGAAGAACCAAUCAAGAAACCAAUCAGCUAGCGAGCACCAAUGGCGCCGGCUCCUGCGCUCCGCGUCGCGCUGCUGCUGCUGGCGGUGUCCGUCGCCGGCGUCCACGCGCAGGCCGGCGGCAGCGGCAGCACCGCCACCUGCAGCACCGACCUGUUCCGCCUCCUCCCAUGCCUGCCCUACGUCGAGGGCUCCGUCGCCGCGCCGGCGGACACCUGCUGCGCCAACCUGGGCAGCAUGGUGCACGACGAGCCGCAGUGCCUCUGCCAGGCGCUCAGCAACCCCAGCGCGGCCCCCGUCGCCGUCGACAUGACACGCGUGAUGGCGAUGCCCCGGCUCUGCCGCCUCGACCUCCCGUCUGCUGCUGGCGCCUGCGCAGUUUCAGGGCUUCUUCCGCCCGGAACAACGCCGCCGCCGCCGGCGGCGAUCGUUCCACGCCCAAACGCGAACUCCACUGCCGCAUCGACCCUCACGCCGGCGACGAGGACGCCGGCGACACCACGUAUGACACCGUCACCGUGGGUGAGCAGCCAGAUGCCACGAUAUAGCAGUGGGUCCAAGGUGGUAGUCGAUGGCUUCUCUGUCGCACUUGGUUUUGUGGCACUGAUUCCAGUCCUCGCUUUCUGAAGCAUUCGGCCACUGACUACCGCAAUGGUUGGCAUCUCAUCAGGCAAUUAGAAUUGUGUCGUAGAAAAACUCAGUUGUAGUCUUCUUAUGUUUCGUUUCGUAGAGAGUGUAGGAGAAAGUAAUGCUUGUCCUCCAGGUUGUUCGAUCAGAAAAAAAAAGUUGUUCUUUUCAGCGGCA
Molecule: messenger RNA, 1022 nt
Organism: Panicum virgatum (switchgrass)
Lineage: Eukaryota; Viridiplantae; Streptophyta; Magnoliopsida; Poales; Poaceae
Product: non-specific lipid-transfer protein C6-like
Exons: 2
Coding region: 261-845 (194 amino acids)
Source: RefSeq, a predicted model, not a curated record